CCCACUCCUUGUCCACUUACCACUCACUCUUCUUGCACAUCGACGACUACGAUCACCACCAAUUACCACAUACUCUCCACAAUGGCCAACGAGGAACCCCCGAGCACCGACCUUAUCACCCUCACUCGCCAUGUCCUCAGUGACCAGAUCCGUCUGGGGUCGUCUGCAACUGGCGAUCUCACUCUCCUUCUCAAUGCCAUCCAGCUAACGUCCAAGUUCAUCGCGACCAACGUCCGGAAAGCUCGUCUAAUCAACCUUGUUGGUCUGGCAGGCGAGACCAAUGUACAAGGAGAAGAGCAGAAGAAACUGGAUGUGCUUUCAAACGAUAUCAUGGUUAACGCCUUGCGUGCCUCUGGGAAGACCGCCGUUCUUGUUUCAGAGGAACUGGACGAGGCAAUCUUCAUCGAUGACCCAUACAAGGGCAAGUACUGCGUGGUCUUUGACCCUCUGGAUGGCUCGAGUAACAUCGAUGCCGGUGUCAACAUUGGUACAAUCUUCGGUAUCUACAAAGUGCAACCGGAAUCUACAGGAACUAUCGAAGACGUUCUAAGACCAGGAAGGGAGAUGGUCGCGGCUGGAUAUACCAUGUACGGUUCUUCGUGCAACCUGGUCAUGUCGACUGGAAAUGGAGUGAACGGCUAUACCCUCGAUGCGGCCCUCGGCGAAUUCAUCCUUACCCAUCCUAACAUCACUAUUCCACCACGAGGGAAGAUCUACUCCUUUAAUGAAGGAAACUCGAUGUACUUUUAUCCACCUACGACGGCCUACCUCAAGUCCAUCAAGUAUCCCGCCAACAACAAGUCACCUUAUAGCGCUAGGUAUAUCGGAUCCAUGGUGGCCGAUGUACACAGAACCCUGCUUUACGGUGGAAUCUUCGGAUACCCGAGUGACAAGAAGAGCAAGAGCGGGAAGCUGAGGCUGUUGUACGAAGCGUUCCCCAUGGCCUACUUGACCGAACAGGCUGGCGGUAUUGCUACUACCGGUACACAGCGGAUCCUGGAUAUCACGCCCAAGACCAUCCAUGAACGGUGCCCUGUCUUCCUCGGAAGCAGGGAUGAUGUGCAAGAGUUGAUGAGGUUCUACAAAGAGGUCCCUCUUGAAGGAUAGAAGAAACGAAGU
Coprinopsis cinerea okayama7#130 is the source of this 1119-nucleotide messenger RNA. Its product is annotated as fructose-bisphosphatase. Gene Ontology annotation, cellular component: cytosol; cytoplasm. NCBI's taxonomy places the organism in Eukaryota, Fungi, Basidiomycota, Agaricomycetes, Agaricales, Psathyrellaceae. The transcript is spliced from 7 exons. Gene Ontology annotation, biological process: fructose metabolic process; fructose 1,6-bisphosphate metabolic process; sucrose biosynthetic process. Gene Ontology annotation, molecular function: fructose 1,6-bisphosphate 1-phosphatase activity. The record is from RefSeq and is a predicted model, not a curated record. The coding region runs from base 82 to 1107 and encodes 341 amino acids.